Messenger RNA from Herpailurus yagouaroundi (jaguarundi), 5691 nucleotides. It is a transcript of the gene MMP15, whose product is annotated as matrix metallopeptidase 15. Lineage: Eukaryota; Metazoa; Chordata; Mammalia; Carnivora; Felidae. Gene Ontology annotation, biological process: proteolysis; collagen catabolic process; extracellular matrix organization. The transcript is spliced from 10 exons. The record is from RefSeq and is a predicted model, not a curated record. Gene Ontology annotation, molecular function: zinc ion binding; metalloendopeptidase activity. The coding region runs from base 571 to 2607 and encodes 678 amino acids. Gene Ontology annotation, cellular component: extracellular matrix.
CUGCGCCGAACUCGCCGGGGACGUCGGGCGCCGGCUCCCUGGCUCGCUCACUCGCUCCGACCGGCUCCCUGCGCCUCCUCCCGGGACUGAGCGGGGACCCCGGCCCGGGCGGGCGCGGGGCGAGCAGUCCCCGGGCGGGAGGCGCGCGCUCCGGGCAGCACCCGGCCCCGGGCAUGGACAGAGGGAGCUGGGCGCGCAGGGGGCGCCGCGGGACCGGGCGGCCGGAGCGCUGAGCCAGACAAAGGCUCAGGAGUUGCGCUUGCUUUCGGGAGCCGGGCCCCGGGCGCCGAGGCAGCGGGACCCCGCGGCGGGCGGCUCCGGCCGGCCACCUCCCCCGCGGGCCGGCUCCGCGCGCCCGGACCUGCCCUGCCCGCCUCUCCUCGGGCGUGGGAAUUUGCCGAGGGGACCUAAGCGGCUCCGGCGGGGACCCGGACCAGGAGGUCUGCCGCGCGCCCGCCGGGCGGGGAGCCAGGGAGCGUCGCAAGUUUCCGAGCCGCGUGCGGGGCCCCGGCGCCGGCCAGCGGGCGAGCCCUGCGUGCAGCGCUCCCGGCCGGGCUAGGCACCGAGAGCAUGAGCAGCGACCGGAGCGCGCCCGGACGGCCGGGCUGGGCGGGCAGUCUCCUUGGCGGCCGGGAGGCGGCGGCGCGGCCGCGACUGCUGCCGCUGCUCCUGGUGCUUCUGGGCUGCCUGGGCCGCGGCGCAGCGGCGGAGGACGCAGAAGUCAAUGCCGAGAACUGGCUGAGGCUCUACGGCUACCUGCCCCAGCCUAGCCGCCACAUGUCCACCAUGCGCUCUGCCCAGAUCCUGGCCUCAGCCCUCGCCGAGAUGCAGCGCUUCUAUGGGAUUCCGGUCACAGGCGUGCUUGACGAAGAAACCAAGGCGUGGAUGAAGCGACCCCGCUGCGGGGUGCCAGACCAGUUCGGGGUGCGCGUGAAAGCCAAUCUGCGGCGACGGCGGAAACGUUAUGCCCUCACUGGGAGGAAGUGGAAUAACCACCACCUGACCUUCAGCAUCCAGAACUACACAGAGAAGCUGGGAUGGUACCACUCACUGGAGGCAGUGCGAAGGGCCUUCCGUGUGUGGGAGCAGGCCACGCCCCUGGUCUUCCAGGAGGUGCCCUAUGAAGACAUCCGGCUGCGGAGGCAGAAGGAGGCUGACAUCAUGGUACUCUUUGCCUCUGGCUUCCACGGCGACAGCUCACCAUUUGAUGGCACAGGGGGCUUUCUGGCCCACGCCUAUUUCCCUGGCCCUGGUCUGGGCGGGGAUACCCAUUUCGAUGCAGAUGAGCCCUGGACCUUCUCCAGCACCGACCUGCAUGGGAACAGCCUCUUCCUGGUGGCCGUGCAUGAGCUGGGCCACGCGCUGGGGCUGGAGCACUCCAGCAACCCCAGUGCCAUCAUGGCGCCCUUCUACCAGUGGAUGGACACCGACACCUUCCAGCUGCCCGAGGACGACCUCCGGGGCAUCCAGCAGCUCUACGGCACCCCGGAUGGUCAGCCACAGCCCACCCGGCCUCUCCCCACUGUGACUCCCCGGCGACCGGGCCGGCCAGACCAUCGGCCUCCCAGACCCCCUCAGCCACCACCCCCAGGCGGGAAGCCGGAGCGGCCCCCAAAGCCAGGCCCCCCAGCCCAGCCCCGAGCCACGGAACGGCCUGACCAGUAUGGCCCUAACAUCUGCGACGGGGACUUUGACACAGUAGCCAUGCUGCGUGGGGAGAUGUUCGUGUUCAAGGGCCGCUGGUUCUGGAGGGUCCGGCACAACCGCGUCCUGGACAACUAUCCCAUGCCCAUUGGGCACUUCUGGCGUGGCCUGCCCAGUGACAUCAGUGCUGCCUACGAGCGCCAAGAUGGACGCUUUGUCUUUUUUAAAGGUGACCGCUACUGGCUCUUCCGAGAAGCCAACCUAGAGCCCGGCUACCCGCAACCGCUGACCAGCUACGGCCUGGGCAUCCCCUACGACCGCAUCGACACGGCCAUCUGGUGGGAACCCACAGGUCACACCUUCUUCUUCCAAGAGGACAGGUACUGGCGCUUUAAUGAGGAUACACAGCGUGGAGACCCUGGCUACCCUAAGCCCAUCAGCGUGUGGCAGGGGAUCCCUACCUCCCCCAAAGGGGCCUUCCUGAGCAACGAUGCAGCCUACACGUACUUCUACAAGGGCACCAAGUACUGGAAGUUUGACAACGAGCGCCUGCGAAUGGAGCCGGGCUACCCCAAAUCCAUCCUGAGGGACUUCAUGGGCUGCCAAGAGCACGUGGACACGGGACCCCGAUGGCCCGAUGUGGCCCGUCCGCCCUUCAACCCCGAUGGGGGUGCAGAGCCCGGGGCGGGCGGUGACAGCGAAGAGGGCGAUGAGGGCCGCGAGGCCGGCGCGGGUGGCGGAGAGGGGGACUUCGGGGAGGGGACAGGUGAGGACGGGGGCAGCCGAGUGGUGGUGCAGAUGGAGGAGGUCACGCGGACAGUGAACAUGGUGAUGGUGCUGGUGCCACCGCUGCUGCUGCUCCUCUGCAUCCUGGGCCUCACCUACGCCCUGGUGCAGAUGCAGCGCAAGGGCGCCCCGCGCAUGCUCCUCUACUGCAAGCGCUCGCUGCAGGAGUGGGUCUGACCCCGCCCCGCGCCCGGCCCUCCCGCUCCUCACGGUGCUAAGGGGCCGGGGCUGGCGGUGCCCGUGGUUUUGAGACGGCUCCUGGGGGCACCCAGCAAGGGCCUUCCAUGGCUCCCUCAGCCCCUGGGUGGGGGCUCCUCCAGGCCCCUCCAACAUCCCUGCCAGCCCUGCCCCAUUGUUUAUUUAUGCCCAGGGUUUUCUUUUCUUUUCUUUCUUUCUUUUUUCUUUUUCUUUCUUUUUUUUUUUUUUUCUUUUUUUUUUUUUUUUUGCACACUAAUUGAGUAUUUGUUUCUACUUUCCUGACUAGGAGCAGCAGUCCAUCAGGGCAGGGGUUGGAGUUUUCUAAAUGUAGUUCUGCUCUGGACAGGGGGUUACCUCCCCGACCCCACCCCUUCCCACCCCAUACUGCCUCUGGCUCGGGCACAGCCAGAGGACCAGAGGGUCAGAAGGCCCAGUUGGAAAGUAGCUGAAGGGUUUUGGAGGGGCCCUCCUCAACCUGAGCGAGCUCUGGAGACUGGGGGGACCUGACUAGUCUCCACCCACCUGAAUCUCUGACUUAGGAAGAGCUUACUCCCCGGGGGCAGGCCAGGCCACAGGGGACAGACGGAAGGGUGAGGUAGCCUACUGGCCAUGAGUCAUGUUGAGUUUUGGUUGCUUCCCAGCCCACCUCUCUCAACCCCAGUAACUGAGGCUUCUCGUGUCUUAAGACGCCCACCCCACCCCCGACCAGCCAAGGGGCCCACAGCCCCAGCUCCCACAUACCGCUUGAGCCCACACCUCCUGGCCUGCCUUACCAAGGACCAAAGGGGGUCUGCCACGGCCCCUCCACCCAGGAGCCUCGCCCCCCCCCCCCCCAGGCUGGGCUUCUAGCCCCCGUCCACUCCUCUCUGAGCUAUGACCCACUUGGGCUCCUUCCUUAGGCCUCUUCCCACCCACCCUCAUCCACACCACUGUCCUCAGGGGUCUCAGAACCCCACCGGUCUCAGGAGCCAGCUGCCAAGGUCCCAGUGGCCCCAGGGAGACAGGGGGCUGAUGGGUGCCCACAGCCCACCAUGCACCAGGCUUGGGGUUUCCUCCCCUCCACUCCCUGUCCCCCAGGGCACUGGGGAGGGGGGGACACUGUGGAGAGGGGCCAGCAGCUCAUCCCCUCAUGCAGACUGGGAUGUGGCUGUGGAGCCCCCAGAGGAGCCCAUUGUGGCCUCGGAGACUCCCCUUCUCCUUGGCUCAGCCCUAAGGGCAGAGACACUUCCUCCUUCUUUUCCUUCCCGAAGUAAGCAGGCGGCAAGGCUGCUGUGGAAAUGGUACUGUACAGCCGGCUCCGUCCCCUCUGCUUCCCCUCAGCCCGGGGCAAGCGCGCCUGCCACCCAGAUCCCCGAGGCCCCUGGAGGGUGGGGUUCUCAUGGGCUGACCUGGAUCACAGGUCCAGCGGCUUGCUCCCCCCUCCAUCCUCAGAACCGGAGAGCCAGCCAAGGGAUGGGGGGUGGAGGUCAGUGUCCACCCUCAUACGUUUCUUUCUGUAAAUAAUCUGCACUGAUUAAAUUGUACAGCCGGCAAGUGUGGCCUCCUUUGUGAGAGGCCCAGGGCUGGACUGUACAGCUGGAGGGGCUGCGGGUGACAGGAGUGAGUCCGGGCUGGGAUUAGGGAACUUGCCCUCAUGCUGAAGGGACCUUGUUCCCAGGUCUAUGGUGGCUCCUUCCCAGUGGCCCUGGGAGGGGCAGCGCUCAGAAGAAGGGGUGGUUGCCUUGCAUAGACCCGAGAAAGGUGAGGCAGGGGACCGGGAUUGGCCCUGCCGGGGUGGGAAAGAGGAGUACAGCAUUUACUUGACAUUCAUUCAUGGUGAGAAAGGGCACCCCAGCUUCCCAGGCUCUGGGUGUCCAGGAGGGGUGGGAAAACCAGGCCAGGCCACCCAGUCCUUCCACCCAUCCAGACUGGGUUCUGGGCCACCUGAAGACUCAGCUCGGAGGCAAGAGACGGGACGCGGUGCCAUUUUGCAUUUGAAAAGCUCCCCUCAUCACCUGCUCUGCUCAGAGGGUGAGGGGGCACCUGAGAUCUGCCCCUGUCAUAGUUGAAGAAGCAGAAAAUCUCACGCUGGGCAGGCUGCAGACAAUGCCCAGGACAGCAGGAGACUGAGUGUCACUGCCCCUCGGGUCUGGGCGUGGCUGGCAAGCCUUGCACCCAAGUCCAUCCUCUGGGCCAAGCUAUCAGGUACCGGCCUGCACCCCCAGAAAGGCAAUGGUCAGCUCUAGUGGGGUUCCACCCCGACCAGGGAGCGGGCCCGGCCUCCACGACAGCGGGACAGGGUCUUUCAACCUGCUGCAGGCCCCACCCUCCCCUCAGCUGCCCACCUCUUCCCCAGCCCCCUUGAUCCCACCCUUUCCUCCCUUUGUGUUGAAAACUGGCUGAGGAGAGUAGGAAAUUCUGGCCCUCAGAAGCCCCAAAGGCCUCUCGGGCUCAGCUAGGAAAUGGCCUGUGAGCUCCCCCACCACAGGGGCCUUGGCAGUCAGCAUGGAGGGCCAAGGCAGAAGCCAUCUCGUCAGCUUUUCUGUGGCAGAAGCCACAGGGCCCCACCCAGGUCUGCCCGAAGCCUGCAGCCUUAGGGUCACCCAGAAGCCCAGAGGUCACCAGGCGGGUGGAGGGCGGUGUGGAGGCACAGGGGCAAAAAAGGAGAGGAUGUGAGAUCUCUCACCGAGCUCUUCCUCAGGGCGCAGGCCAGGGAAGACUUGGCAGACGAGGCCUCAGCUCCUUAGGAAAUUGCCUGAGGAGACUUGCACCCCUGAGCUCUCUGGUAAAAUCUCAGAGAAACCCAAUGGCUGAAGGAACAGCUCAUCUGGGGAGCCCCGUUUAUUGUCCUGCGGGCUGAGGAGUGUGAAGGUCUCCGAGGUGACCUCAGAGAGACCAGCGGUGCAAUUUGACACCCCUCCAGGUGUCAGGAACGUGCAUCUUUACAUUGGUUUUGUUUAAUGUGGCUCUACCUAAACUCACCAUGGGCCCCACGGUCCCCGUUUUGCUAAUUCCCAAGUAAGAUAAUUACGAUGUAACAGAUACACAAAAAGAAGCAAAAUAUAAGCCACCCAAUUCCCCAGG